UUGCUAACCGAUUUCUCGUUAGCUCGAAUGGAAAUGUCCGUCUCUGUCUGAUUUUUUAUUUGUUGUCUGAGUGAAUGAGGGCUGCUCAUCAGGAAGUAUCCAGCGGGUGAAAGUUUAUAAACGACUAUUUAACAUUUGGGCCCCGGCCACGUCCUGCUCCGCUCUGUACGACAAAGAACAGGCCGACACUGUCUCUGCAGGCGGGGGUUGCAUGGACCUACAAUGAAAAUGUAUUCAAGGGACACUAUGUACCUGAGUAGGUUAACUACAGAAGAUGGACGGAGACAGCUCGACCACCGACGCCUCCCAGCUGGGCAUCACUGGAGAGUACAUGGCAUCCGGUCACUACGUCCUCCAGUCUCAAGAUGAUGAUGGUGAGGAGAAUCUGAAUGACCAUGACGACAGCGGCAUCAAAGAGAACUUCAGGGAGCAGGACAUCUACCUUCCUAUUGCCAACGUGGCUCGCAUCAUGAAGAAUGCAGUUCCUCAGACUGGAAAGAUUGCGAAAGAUGCCAAGGAGUGCGUGCAGGAGUGUGUGAGCGAGUUCAUCAGCUUCAUCACAUCAGAGGCGAGCGAGCGCUGCCACCAGGAGAAGAGGAAGACCAUCAACGGAGAGGACAUCCUGUUUGCCAUGUCCACGCUGGGCUUCGACAUGUACGUGGAGCCGCUGAAGCUUUACCUGCAGAAGUUCAGAGAGCAGCCCGGCUGUCAACAGACAGAGCAUGAAGCAGCUGGGUUGCCAGAUGUGUUUGGAUUUUCAGCAAAAACAUGGGCUAUGAAGGGGGAGAAGGGGAUUCCCGGAGUGGCGGUUGGAGAAGGCCUGGGAGAUGAGCUCACAGACGAUAGCUUCACAAAUCCACUGCCAGCUGGGAUUAUCACAGCAGAUGGUCAGCAGCAGAACGUCAUGGUGUACACCACCUCAUAUCAACAGAUUCCCACUGUACAACAGAUCCAGUUCUCAUGACGAGGCCUUACCCCGAGCCUGAACGCAGCGGUUCCUUACCAGGCCCACGCUCGCUGGAUAACCUCUGAACCCACAACAGGAUAAAGGUUGUCAGAAGGACAUGGAGGAGGGGUGGCGUCUGCAGAAACCCUCAUGUACAGAGAAAUCACUACUUGUUCAGUAGAAAGUGUAGUUCCUAGUUGUGAGGUACCAAAUGAUUUGGAGCGCAUCCAAACCAGCUGGGAAAUUGAGGCUUUAUUUUAAAGGCUAGUCUUAUUACAUGAUUUAGUGGUUGAAAUCUUUUUGUGCGUGUGUUAAUGUGUUUGCUUUUAUGCAUUUAUUUCUUUUGGGGUGGGUGGGGAGGGAUGGAUAAUGGGAAGUGUUGUAUUGGAUGUUUAUUUUGAACACCUUCUCUGUUUGAAUGGAGAGAAGGCACGUUGUUACAUCAGAUCAUGCAGCUCUUUUGUAAGUUAACACAAUUUACCAUGUGCUUUAAUGUUAUGUAAAUCCUUUGAAUAAAAAUUCAAAAGUGG
Molecule: messenger RNA, 1476 nt
Organism: Centropristis striata (black sea bass)
Lineage: Eukaryota; Metazoa; Chordata; Actinopteri; Perciformes; Serranidae
Gene: nfyba
Product: nuclear transcription factor Y, beta a
Exons: 8
Coding region: 275-964 (229 amino acids)
Biological process (GO): regulation of transcription by RNA polymerase II
Cellular component (GO): nucleus; CCAAT-binding factor complex
Molecular function (GO): RNA polymerase II cis-regulatory region sequence-specific DNA binding; protein heterodimerization activity; DNA-binding transcription activator activity, RNA polymerase II-specific
Source: RefSeq, a predicted model, not a curated record